AUGAAGCAGAUCGUCAAAUGGAUACGGUCAUUUUUUGCGUGGUAAGUCAAAGUUAAUGGGUCUAAUGUGACAAAAACUACAAAGUACAUUAUACCUGUAGGAACCUAAAAAAAGCCUAUAAAAUUGGAUUAGUCACAGUCAUUGUCUCACAAGACAUUACCUGAACCUUCUUAAAGUUCUCACACUUACACUUUGCAAAAACGAGACAAUUCUCACGCAUUGUUCUCAUUAUCCUACUAUAAAAUCGCACGGUGGACUAGACCCUACCCCACAACACUUUCCACAUUUUGCCGUCAAUCUUUCUCUCUUUUCCCCCUCUUCCCACUUAUCUCAAUUGGUAUCACUGUUCUGUCCACCCUCCGAUUCACUUCUUAUCGAUUAAUCUGGACAACAAGGCGGGUGCACCGAAAUGUUCUUAUUUUCCUAAAUCCGAAUCUCAUGCCGUGACGACGAGAGUGAACAACACCAAACAAUACAGUCUUUUCGAAAACUUAUUUGCGCGACGAGUUCUCACUCUCCUCGCUUGUACGCACUUUCGGUUUUUUCGUCUUGCGCACCCUCCCUCCUCAUAAAAUCACAUUGGUUUACUACUAGCUGCCCCCCCCCCCACGUGUCUUGUCUCAAACUUGUACUUGUACUUACUACCCACGCUAUGACUCAUUCGGUAGCUUCCAAAAGCGGAAAAGCAGGUUGGCCCAAAUUUCCGAAUGUCCAAACACUUGGCAACCGUUUUUUGAUUGCUUUGCUGAGCAAUAGUGCUCAUCGAAUCUUUUGAAAAGGGCGGCAAGGCGGGUGGGAAGUGACAAUAAUCCGUGCGCGUGGGCGAGUCUUGCAAAUUGUGUUUGUGUUUAUGUAUUUCGAGGCAAAUACAGCUGAGACAGCAUCGGCGCUCGCCGGACACAGUAGGCUAAUCACUUUCAGUUGAUAUUUUGUGUUUUUUUGUCCCGAAUUUGAGGCGGUUCUCAUGGCACUUUUUCCAUGAGAACUAAAAAUUUUCCGAAAAAGUAUGUAUCUUUAGAAGCUGGCUCUGCAAACGUUCGUGAGACCUUGAGACCUCAUUACCCGAUCCUAAAUCCCACACCAUCGAUAUAUACAACCAGCAUCUUUUCCCUUUUUCUAUCGUUUCCACCGUCUCGUCCGACCUUUGUUCAAGUCAAAAAGCAUGGUAAAAUAAUCGAUGAGUCAUGGUUGGCUUGUAAAACGUGUCUUGGCCGUGACGUAAUCCCUGCCGCCUCAGUUCUUACCCGCGGGUCACCCUCCCAACGACGACCCCACUGUUUGCAAUUUGCAUUCAUUUUCCUCUCUUUUCGGCUGCUGGCAGCUUGUCUUUUCAGCAUGUCUCAUCUUUUCCGUUUUUGUAAAGAAGUACGUGAUAGUGACGAGGUCUUUAGCCCACCGUGUAUCUCAUAUCUGACCACUGCACUUUCCAUUUUAUUUAUCAUCCUACCCCUUGUCGAUAGAUAGUUUCUUCCACCCACUACACAUCUAAUCUCAUCAUUUUCCACAUUUUGCCCCCUGAAAGUUGUGUAGCCUAGAAUUAUCUCAUUUCGUCUGGUUUUUUGAGGUUGACCUUGAGACAGGGAGAGAGAGAAAGAACUUCCAUGAAAAAAAAAGCGAAAAUCGUCAUAGGCAUUCUAUUUUUUCAGGCUGUACAACAUGGUCUGUUGUUUCGGCAAGAAAGAUGAGCGGACAAAGACGAUUGAGAAGGAAUUGCAGAAGGAAAGGAAGAUUAUGAGACGACAGGUAUAUAUUCAUUCUAAACAUAUUGAAUUAUUACCUCAAGAGCAUACAAAAUUGUAGACUUUUUUGAAAACUUUUAUAAAGCUCUUGAACUAUCAUGACUCCGAUUCUUACAGAUAAAUGUGCUGUUGUUGGGUUCGGGAGAAUCGGGAAAGUCGACGUUUGUCAAGCAAAUGCACAUUAUUCACGGAGCGGGCGAGUUCACCGCCGACGAAGUUCGGGCGUACCGACAACAGAUUUAUCAGGUGAGCAAACAGGAUUUUCGACUAAUUUUCAUGGAACACAGUUUAGAAUGCGAUCAGCGCUAUGCGUGUUCUAUUGGACGCCAGGAACAAACUCGGAAUUGCGUGGGAAAAUCCGAAACGACAAGUGGAAGUGGAAAAGGUUAUGAGGUACGUUUUUCACUUUCAUACUUACUUUCAUACAGAAGGAUUUCUUUCAGAUUUACAGUUGGCGACCUUUUGAAAGGCAUCGAUUUUACGACUUUUGUUGAAAUCGCCCCGAUAAUCAGUGAUUUCUGGAAUGACGCGGCUAUUCGAAAAACUUACGAGCAAAGAAACCUUUUCCAAAUUGUAAACUUUCACCUUUCCAAGCUAAAAUGCAUAUUUCCACGUUUCAGAGCGACUCGUGCCAGUAUUUCUUCGAGCACAUAUCUAGAAUUGCGAUGCCCGAUUUCUACCCGACUAAUAGAGACAUUUUGUUCUGCCGCAAAGCGACACGUGGCAUUUCUGAACACAUCUUCGAAAUCAAUAAGAUUCCCUUCAGGUUUUUUCGUCAACCUAGACCACAACACACACGUCAAUUGUUUGUAGAUUCAUCGACGUCGGCGGUCAGCGAUCACAACGCCAAAAGUGGUUCCAAUGUUUCACAGACAUCACGAGUAUCUUGUUCAUGGUGGCCAGCAACGAAUACGAUCAGGUUAGAGAUCAUUACUUUCUGAUCAUGUUGAAAAUCACAUUCAGGUGAUUCUCGAAGACCGACGCACAAAUCGGGUAGUCGAAUCACGCAGUGUUUUCGAGACCAUUGUCAACAACCGAGCGUUCUCUAAUGUCUCCAUUAUUUUGUUCAUGAACAAAAAUGAUUUACUGCAAGAGAAGGUCCCAAAGUCGGAUAUUCGUCAGUAUUUUACCGAUUUCAACGGAGAUCACACUUUGGUCAGUUUUUUUUCUGGAAAAUCGGGAAGACAUCCGGCCAGGACCGAGUUUUGUAGUAAUACUUCAAAACAUGAUUUCUGGGACAACUUUCAUGUUUUAAAUCAUGUCUUUUUGUUUUUUAAAGUACGUAUGCAAGUGAUUUUAAUCGCUCAUUUCGUCUUAAAACUUUACAAAAAUUAAAUACAGAGAACUUUCUCCAAGAAACUGAAAGGAAAAGUUGUAUUUUCCAAAAAUUACUAUUCCAGGUGCGUGACGUCCAAUUCUUCUUGGUUGAUAAGUUUGAAGCCUCGCGCCGUGACCGUGCCCGACCCUUCUUCUACCAUUUCACCACUGCCGUGGACACCGAAAACAUCCGAAGAGUGUUCCGAGAUGUUCGAGAAUCCAUUCUCGAGCAAAACCUCAAAACUCUCAUGAUGCAAUAA
Molecule: messenger RNA, 3316 nt
Organism: Caenorhabditis sp. 36 PRJEB53466
Lineage: Eukaryota; Metazoa; Nematoda; Chromadorea; Rhabditida; Rhabditidae
Source: the annotation of a GenBank genome assembly